GUUCCCACCCCUCUUGUACUUCUGAGUAAAAAAGGAACAGAUGAGGAGAUUUCACUUCAAAUAGUCAAGAUCGCAGGAUUGAUAGUGACAAUGAGGUCUGUGUUAUAUCUUGCUCUGCUCUUCUUGGUUGAUCGAUGUGAAAGUGACUUCAAAGUCUUGACAUUGAAAGUUCAAGUGGGACAUGAUGUGACGCUGAGCUGCCACCAUAAUGAUUCACGACUGUGGCAAGGGCACUUCUAUUGGAUUCGACAUACUGCCAAACAUGUUCCAGAGGUUUUAGCAGCCUCGCCUCAACAUGGUUCACCUGAGGCCAAGAUUCCUCGCAUCACAGUGACACGACCACGCUCUUCAGAGUUUGUUAUGGAUCUUAGUGGAGCACAUCUGUCCGACACUGGAUUUUACUUCUGCAUUGAAACUCAGUAUUUAAAUUUGCUGUAUUAUAAUGCAACAUUUUUGCUCGUAACAGAUACAGAACCUCACAAAACUGCUGUGGUUCAAACGUCUCCACUUGAACAGAAAAAGAAGCUUCAGUGUUCAGUUCUCUCUGAUACAAAGAAGAGCUCAUGUUCAGAGGAGGACAGAGUGUUUUGGUUCAAAUCUGGAGACGAUGAAUCAACUCCAGAUCUGCUCAUCGCACAUGAAAACAGAGGAGAUGAAUGUCAGCAGGCCUCUCCACACACCUGUGUCUAUCACCUCCCCAUCAACUCCUCUGACACCGGGACUUACUACUGCGCUGUGGUCUCAUGUGGACGCGUUCUGUUUGGGAAUGGAACCAAACAUAAAGAUCCAGAUAAACAACCUGACCUGGUGACAGUUGUGUUGGGCUGCAGUCUCGCAGUGAAUCUGGUUGUUAUGGCUCUUCUGACUGGUGUCAUCAUGAAACAACACCUCAAAUUAAAAACUGCUAUGAAACAAACACAGACUGGACUCCAUGAAGAUCAGCAGCAGGUGACAGAGGACGUUCUGGUUUAUGCUGCACCAACUUACAACAAGAGGAAAACUGCCCGGAAAGAGAACAAUGCCAAUAUGGACAAUGUGAUAUAUUCUGGUGUGAGAGGGAGGGAGUGAAUGAACAGCAGCUUAACAUGGAACCUGUGUUGUUCCCCAUAUAACCCUGUCUUGGCUCCAUUGAGAGGAUGUCGCCACCACUCUCUUGGUUGGUUACUGGCCUGUCACACAGACACUGUCAUGACAUAUGAAACUCCACUGUGCUCAGAGACAAAUGUCAUUUAAUGCGUGUAGUUCUUGGUGGUUAACAAGUCAGCAUCCUCGUGAGUCACACCGUGUCAUGUGACCACAACAUUAAACCUGAUUGGUUGGCUUCCACUUUCUAUCUGACCUGACCUAUUCACAGGGACGGUGCAGUUUCUCCUAUCAGUUCAACAGGUGGUCAU
Synchiropus splendidus (mandarinfish) is the source of this 1394-nucleotide messenger RNA. RefSeq lists its product as uncharacterized. The transcript is spliced from 6 exons. Gene Ontology annotation, biological process: response to bacterium. Lineage: Eukaryota; Metazoa; Chordata; Actinopteri; Syngnathiformes; Callionymidae. Bases 91 to 1068 code for a protein of 325 amino acids. The record is from RefSeq and is a predicted model, not a curated record.